Molecule: messenger RNA, 6007 nt
Organism: Nelumbo nucifera (sacred lotus)
Lineage: Eukaryota; Viridiplantae; Streptophyta; Magnoliopsida; Proteales; Nelumbonaceae
Gene: FBH4
Product: basic helix-loop-helix (bHLH) DNA-binding superfamily protein
Biological process (GO): regulation of transcription by RNA polymerase II
Cellular component (GO): nucleus
Molecular function (GO): DNA-binding transcription factor activity, RNA polymerase II-specific; protein dimerization activity; RNA polymerase II cis-regulatory region sequence-specific DNA binding
Source: RefSeq, a predicted model, not a curated record
CUCUCAACGAAACAGAAAACUAAUCAGAGAAAAGGAGAAAAAGAAGAAAAAACCAAAGUUCUUCUUGUUCUCCCUCCUCGCCAUCCUUCCUCCAUCAAUCCAUCCAUCUCCCUCUCUAGCUAGCUUUGCUCGGCAUUCUCUGGUUAGAGGAGAUCAGAGAUUUCUCUCUCUCUCGCUCUAUUUUUUCUUUGGAGGUUGUAGAUUCUGUCGUUUUAUCUUCAUCUGAUGUUUAAUUAGAGUUCUUUGAAACUGCUUUAAUGGCGAAUGGACGGAAAUGUGGAGGGUUUUUAAUUUAAGUGGAAGCAAUUAGUAUCUUUAGUUGUUCUGGUGUUGGAUCCACCUGAAGUAGUUGAARUCUUAAUUUCGUUGAAGUAUUUGGAGUUUUGCGAUUGGUGCUGAUGGGAAAGUAGUGGAAGAAUAAGAGGUGGGAGUGGUGUUGGAAUUGGAAUUUCAGUAGUUUUUGUUGCUUUUUUCUUAAUGAUCUAGGGUUUAGCUGUUGCUUUUUUUUUUCACUUAUUAGAUUCUGAUUUGAUCUGCUCUAGAGUCUAGACUUCAAGGUUGGAAUAACUGGUUGGACUGUAGUGUGUUCGUGUGUGGAAGAGAGAUACCGGAAUUUCUGCGGUAGCGGUGAAAGAUGAUGUUUGGUGGUUCUGAAGCAUUAACAAAGGACAUGAAUCUUUUAUUUCCUUCUCCCUUCAAGAAUUCGGAGGAACUUCAGUCGAAGAGCAGAGAAGUCAUGAAUUCAGAUCUCCACCUUCAUCAUCAUCAUCAGCAGCAUGCGAGGCAGUCGCAGCAACAGCAACUGGGCUCUGGUCUGAUGCGGCUUCGCUCUGCUCCGAGUUCAUUGCUUGCGAAUUUUAUUGACGGUAGCAGCGGUAACGUCGAAGAUGGAUGCGAGGAUUUCCUCCAUCCUCGAUCUUCGAGCCCGGAAGCAGAGAGCAUGUUUGCGAGGUUCAUGUCUUCUGGUGGUAGUGGUAGCGGUGGUGAUUCUUCUCUUCCUGAUCCCCGGGAGAUCGGGGAGAAACCUUCAGCAUUAUCUCCAUCCACCGGAGCUAUUAACCAUAGAAAUUCUCAGCUGGCACCAACGGAGCGUGAAGGCAAGGUUGUUCCGCAGCAUAACGGAUAUUCAUCUCUUUCCCACAUGAUGUACCAGUCUCAGACCCAGCCACCUCUGCCGAGCCACAGUUCAGCUACGACUACAACCGAUGUGGACAGCUCGUAUAGGGUGAUGAAUUCUAUGACCAUGGAUCACCCUACACAGGUGAAAACAGCUGGCGGCAAUCUUAUCAGGCACAGUAGCUCUCCGGCUGGGCUUUUCUCCCACUUAACUGCCGAAAAUGCAAAAAAAGCAGGCUAUGCUGUAAUGAGGGGCAUGGGAAAUUUCCAUGCCGGGAAUGGCACUAAUGGGGAGGCGGCUUCAACAACUAGCAGGUUGAAGCGUCAGAUAAGCUUCUCGUCUGGGAACCCUGAUGAUGGCAGUUUUGGAAGCGGUAACGCUGGCAACAGAGGUUACAUCCAAGGCUUUCCUGUUGGUUCUUGGGAAGACUCUGCACUUGUCUCAGAGAAUGUAACAGGCCUAAAAAGAAUACGAGAUACCAAUGGUGGCAAUCAGAAUGGAGAAGCUGGGAGCCGCCCUCCUAUGUUGGCCCACCAUUUUAGUUUACCCAAAACUUCAGUUGAGAUGGCUGCCAUGGAAAAGUUUCUGCAAUUCCAAGAUGCUGUUCCUUGUAAAAUUCGAGCCAAGAGGGGUUGCGCUACUCACCCACGAAGCAUUGCAGAGAGGGUAAGAAGAACCCGGAUUAGUGAAAGAAUGAGGAAACUACAGGAGCUGGUCCCCAAUAUGGACAAGCAAACCAAUACAGCUGAUAUGUUAGAUUUGGCAGUUGAAUACAUUAAAGAUCUCCAGAAACAGGUCAAGACACUCAAUGAUAAUCGUGCCAACUGUACCUGUUCAAGCAAACAGAAGUCAUACUCGAACCCUACAGUGUGACUUGUUUUUGUACAGAAAUGAAAUAAAGGAAAAAGGAUGGAAAAGGAGAUAAAUAGCAGAGCAGAAGCACUUAAAUCCUUUUAUCAUACCUAGUUUGUGUAUGUGUACAAGAAGAAAAAGUUUGAACAGCUGCAGCACUUAAAUGGCUUCUACUUCCUACCUAGUUUGUGUAUGCAUGGAAGAAAGAAAGCCUUGGACGAAUGAAGCACUUAAAAUGACUUGUUCUACCUAGUUUUAUUUUUGACAUGCACUGGCAAGUAGGUGCUUCUAAAACUUCCACGAGGUCUUGUAUUUUUAGAUUUUUAAACAAACUCUUUCUCCAACUUCCCUUUUCUGGAAGAUGAAAAAAUUAUUCUUUGACUUAAUUGACACUGUAAUACCUAAGGUCUACCUUGUAAGUUUCAUCAUACUGAUCUUAUCCAAUGCUUUUUGGAGUUUGGUCAUGGGCCUCUGGGCAGAAACGAAUACAGAAUCUCAUGCUUAAACUUUUUUUUUUUUUCUGAAAUAUCAAAUUUUAUAUGGGAGUGGGACAAAAUUGGAUUGCCCUAAAUCUUGAAAUUGCUCAGAUCAAAAAUAAAAUAUCAAGAAAGGAAGUUCAUAAAAAAUUUCUCAAUAAACUUGCUAGCUAAAUGGAUGUUAGUCUCCAGAUUAUUAGUUUGAGUCAUCAUUAAAGACUUUCUUCAGCGUAAUUGUCUAAUUCAGAUUAUUCCUUGGACUGUGUGAGUUUUCUCGUCUUUUCAUGAAUAAAUUCAUUUUGGUUACCCAUCAAAAAAUAAGUUAAUAAUUCAYUCUGGUCGUGUUUGUGAUUAAAAAUGAUUAAGAUUUUUUCUUGCACUGGCCUGUGCCACUUUGAUAUUCAUAUGCAAUAAUCUCUUCCAAAUGAGACAAAACCCAAAUCAACAGGUUAGGCACUAUUUCCUUGCAUGGCUGCACAUUUUUACAGCCAUAUGUUUCAUAGCUGAAAUUUAAUAUUCUGUAAACCUGUUUAUUUUAUUAAGGAUCUUGGGGAAGUAAUUCUAUUUCAGAUACAAUUAACAGUGUAUUUGAUAUCGAUUCCUUUUUCAUGGUAGAUCAUAUGCCUUAAUUUAGGUGAUGGCUAGCUCUGUCAAGAUAGGCUUCUAUUUCUUAUUUUCUUUAAGGUAACAAGUAACAUGAUUUUAAAAGUAUGAUGCUCAUUUAGGUAACCCCUCACGGCCAUGGAUCCAGUGCACCAGCAUCUAAUUUUAGAACCAGAGACUGGAUACCUUGACUGUGACAUUGACCUAAACAAUAACAUUCCAUUUGGACACAGAAUUGUGGUGGUGUAUGGCAAUCUUUGUUAGUGCAAUUAUCAUGUUCUCUUGUCUAUAUUGUUGCUACAAGGAUGCCUUCCAAUUCUGCAAUUCAGUUCUUUGCUCCUCUUGGGUUUUAUGUCUUCUUUCUUCUUAGCCUGAGGAAGAAGGGAACAAGACAUUCUUGAAGGUUUCUUGUCUCAUUAAGGCAGCUUUAUGUCUUAAGUCUAUUGGUUUUGGUGGAAAGAGUUGUUCAAUGAAGGAACUGGAAAUUGUGGCAUGGCAACUACAAGAAUAAUUUGCUUUCCCGUUGUUGAAGUUAAAGUUAUUGGUAUUAAUCAGUUCUUUAAGUGACAUGCAGCUCCACCUUCCCCAGAUGGCUAGGACCAAAAUUGGGUAAUGACCUUUGAAGCUAUUAGUUUGCUUGAUGGAUGUUCACUACAGGUUUGUAUUUAACCAUUAUAUGUGUUUGGGGGAAUGCUUUGCUACCCCCAAUGAUCUUACCUUUUAUUUUUGUUAAUUUUCAUAAUUAAUGGGUUCUGUUAUAUGGUUCUGCACAUCUUUUUUUUUGGAAUAAUCAAUAGAUAUUAACAAGCUACAGAUGGAUAGAGAAAUGGAUGCAUAUUCAUUAAGGCUGUAACAUCAAAGUAUGUUCAAUAAUUCAUGAAAAAAGUGAACUCUUCAAAUCCUCAUUUAUAGACAGCAUCUUCUCUUUUCUGGAUCUGUCCCAAGCAUUCAAUCUGAUGCCAAGAGGAGGGGCUUCUCAUCUUGUGUUUUUCAUUUAGUAUUUCAACUUUGCCAUGGAAAUUGCAGAUGUUCAUAUACUUAGUUUCUGCCUACCUCACUUUGAAUUUUAUUGAUAACAUCUGAUUCCUUUUAAGUUUAGCCAGUUCAAGCUCUUCAGCUUCUAGAGCUUCAAGUUCUUAAAGGCCCCAUCAGCAACAUGUAAAUUAUCAAAUUCCAGCAUCAGCUUCAUAUGAGGCCAAUGAGGACACACAAGAUCACCUGUGACAUCAAUUAAAUUAGCUUAAAUGGGAAGAAUUCCUUAUGGUAUGUUUUGCUUCUCUUAAAAUUUUGAGUAUCCCAGCAUUUACUCUUGGAUUUUUCUGUCUACAUAGGUGUUAUCAAUGUCAUGAGGCAAUGGCCAGUUUUUUUAGCUUCCAUAGGUGUUGUGGUUAUUAGUGCUGAUUAGUGGAUUACCUAAAAAAAGAUCUAAAUUUAUGAUAUUGAUGUGAUUCCAUGUAUGAAUUAAUGCAGGCUAUAGGUGUGCAAAUGGGGAUAUGGUGCAGAACAUCUAUUAUACUCUUAACUCUACAAACAUAAAAAAUAAUGGCUGGAUAGGCCAAGAUGGAGAAUUAUAACCUUUGUAUUUUAAGAGAGUACCGCCUUUUUUUCAAGGGGGGGGGGUACUAAAGAGAGAGUGCAACAUUCUCUAUCUGUUGAUAAAUCUGUUUAAACCUUAGAUUGGAGGAAAAAUUAAAGAACCUCUCCACUUUUUAUAUAAUAAUAUUUUAUUUAAUUAUUUUAUGCCUUGUUUCCAUUGUAAUAUACCAUCACCCACAUUCCACAACUAACACUUGAAUAAAUUAGCCGAUUUGGACAAGAUUCUGAGCACAGUUAGACGAUUCAGGAAUUGGAAAAAACACUAAAUGGCUCAGGUUUUGAAAGUUUUUGUCAAAUUAAAAGGGGGUUUAUUUGGGGUUGGGCCUAGAAGGUCAAGAAAGCAAAGGAAGUUUUUAAGACUAGUGUGGCCACUGUUCAAGUCACUGGAAAAGAGAAGGGACAGAGUAGAGUGUUGGGCGAGGAGUAAUUCACAAUUUUCUACGGUGUCCUAAUCAAUAGUCAAUGCUAAGUUGCCUUGGGUGGCUGCAUCAUGGGUUUUGACUGAUUAUUUAAUGAUGCAGUUGGUGUCUCUCAACUGGUUGGUUGACUAGUCAUUGAGAUGUUGACAUUUUGAUUAAAAUUCCUUGGCUAAACAAGGCUUUUAUCAGGCUUAAAAGUGUUUUCCUCCUUUGCUCUCUUUUCUCUUUUCUUAUCACUUCUGUUAUGGUCUUGACAAAGUCCUACGUUUGUUUCUUCUUUUUUCCUGGUUUCAGAACACUUUUUUAGCUCCCCCUCUCCCCCUACAUAAGGGAAAAGGAAGGAAGAAAAAAAACAAAAGAUAGAGAAGUUGUGACAGAAUGUUCAUCUCCUUGGGUUUUGACUUUCAUACGAGUCUCUCACUGCUCAUGAAUAUGUCUUCUCUAUUGAGGGUUUUAGAUUGGAGUUAAGUUAUAUAAUAUCAAUAUUCCAUAUGAUUUCUCCUUGCAGGUGAAUUGAGUACUCCGGCUGCUGUGGAUCUUGUAGUAUUGAUGGAAUUCUAUAUGAAGAAGACUGCACAGGAGUGAAGGGGGCAACCUAAACAGUCAAUGGAUAAAAUGUCUCCACGUUUCUCUUCAAGGUCUGCAUCAUGGUUCAGCAUGACCUGAACAACAUCCCUCUUGUGAGCUUCAUGUAACUUCUUUCAGCCAUGGCCUAACUAUGCCUGAAUGUUGAUUACUUGAUUUGAAUGUUCAAAAACAGCACUAAUUGUAGACUUGCAGAUGGGCCUAUUACCUCUUCUUGCCCGUGGAAAUGCAGCCCUAAGCAGCCUUGAUAAUAUUGUACCAGGCAUCGUAUGAGGCCACAAUGGUGUAAAUGGAGCAAAUUUGAAGUGAAUCAGAUCAUUAUUUGAAUUUGAAUCCAAUUAAGGAAAUGAUUAUUCGAC